UGGCGUACAGGAAAGCGCCGGUCCAGUUGGGUGUGGAUCGUUGCGCAGAUCUGUAAAAACUGUUGAUAGUGAACUGGGAGUGUGUAUUACCAUACGCGGUACAUGUUUGCGUUAUCAGUAAAUCCCUUUAGUCUUUGUCUCGUCGAAGGGAGUGUUUCGUCAGUAAGACUUGUGUGAAGACGCGUACUAAAACAAGGAGUCAGCGGACGUGACCUGUGAGCCCUGAUCUCCUGUUUACCAAAGAGUUCACUCCAGCCAUAGUCAGCGGGAUGGAGCAGGAGGAGGCUCUGUGCUUUUUGAAGGCAUUUUUGGAGGCGUUUCCAGCUGCUCUGGAGGAAGGCGCUUCACUUCCUGUUAGCCCUCUUAGUCGUAAAGUCACAAUGGAGGAGUUGCAUGGAGAGAGCCUGGAGCUGGGCCUGAGGCUAUUGGCAAGCAGGGGUGCUUCUCCAAGACUCAGUGCCCUCCUUUGCCAGGCAGCAUAUUCCCAGUUGCUGCAGACUGACCUUUUACCUUACCAGUGCCCUGAGGAACCUGAAGGUGACCAAGAAGAGAAGGCAGAAGACAAAGCAGUCUUAUUUCAAUCGGAGGCAGUCCAACGCACCUUCCUGAAUAAACUGAUAGAUGUAGCACUGGCGUGGCACAGAAACUUCCCCAAGGUGGCCCUUUGUCCCUCUCGCAACCUCCAGUGCUCCAUUCAUGCCAUCAAAAACACCCGGAGAAAAAUGGAGGACAAACAUUUGGCUUUAGCCGAGUUCAACCAGCUCUUUGGAAUUCAGGAUGAUGUAGAUCGUGCUUACUAUGCUGUGUUUGAUGGCCAUGGAGGGGUGGAUGCAGCAACCUACGCUGCCACUCACCUCCAUGUUGUUUUAAGUAAACAGGAGAUGCUGCAGAGUGAUGCAACCACAGCCUUUAAAACAGCCUUCAAACACACAGAUGACAUGUUCAGAAACAAGGCCAAGAGAGAGCGUCUCCGGAGUGGCAGUACAGGAGUGGCAGUACUGAUCCAGGAUCAAGAGCUGACUGUUGCUUGGCUGGGAGACUCUCAGGCAAUACUGGUCAGAGAUGGGCAUGUUGUUAGACUCAUGGAUCCACAUAAACCAGAGAGAGAGGAUGAGAAACAGAGAAUUGAGGAUCUUGGUGGCUGCAUUACUUUCAUGGGUUGCUGGCGUGUUAAUGGCACAUAUGCUGUAUCGAGAGCCAUAGGUGACUUUGACCAGAAGCCCUUUGUGUCUGGAGAUGCUGACUGCCUAACAAUGAAACUGCAGGGUGAUGAGGACUAUGUGCUUCUGGCAUGCGAUGGCUUCUUUGAUGCAAUUAAGGCGUCAGCAGUCCCACAUCUAGUUAUGGAUGCACUAAAGCUGGCUGGUAACCCAGAAGGAGGAAAUGCUCCAAUGGAACAGUCCGAGGAUGAUGUGGGGGCAAGAGUCGCCCAACAGUUGGUGGGCAAUGCUAAGACAGCUGGUUCUAGUGAUAACAUCACAGUAAUGGUGGUGUUUCUGCGCCCACCAGAGCAACUGCUGACUCAGUAGACCACCCUAGGAGUGCACAAGCUGCUCAGUACUCCACUUCUCAACAUGCACCACAGCCAUACAGGAAAGGUGUGGUGCACAGACACCAUUGUGCCAAGCUGUUGCCUGCUUUUGUCCUCAGGUGCAUUAAGACAUGCUGCAGAUUGACGCUAGUCCAGGGAUGUCAAACUCAUUUUAAAUUGUGUCCCACAGAAUUUGAUUUUAGGUUGGGCGAACCAGUGAAAGUAUAAGAAAAAGAAAUGCAAUUUUAACUGUACAUCUCAGUUUCCAUAGAAUAGAGUGGAAUAGAAUAGAAAAAAUAGCCCUUUAUUGUCAUUGCACAUGUGCUACACGCCAACUGUGCAGGAGUAAAAAAAUAUAUAUAAAAAAAUAUAUAUAUAAGUAGAGCUGGGCGAUAAAACGAUAACGAUAUGUAUUGCGAAAUAACUUUUUCUCGAUAGAAAAAUUAAACUAUUGCGAUAGGCCUCAUC
Messenger RNA from Oreochromis aureus, 1999 nucleotides. It is a transcript of the gene ppm1f, whose product is annotated as protein phosphatase, Mg2+/Mn2+ dependent, 1F. Gene Ontology annotation, cellular component: cytosol. NCBI's taxonomy places the organism in Eukaryota, Metazoa, Chordata, Actinopteri, Cichliformes, Cichlidae. Gene Ontology annotation, molecular function: cation binding; protein serine/threonine phosphatase activity. The record is from RefSeq and is a predicted model, not a curated record. The transcript has 8 exons. The coding region runs from base 270 to 1529 and encodes 419 amino acids. Gene Ontology annotation, biological process: protein dephosphorylation; negative regulation of protein kinase activity.